UCGGUUCGGCUCUGCCCGCUCGAGCUCGGCUCGGGAUCAAUGGUCCUUUGCCCGUGCCUUGUUGCUGAGGGUGCGAAAGGCCCGCGAGCCGGGGGUUGUCAGUUCUGCCGUCUUCUGGGAACACCUUUUCUUUGGUGAAUCUUAAGUCUUUUUCCUCAGUGCUGCCUCGGGUAUAGGUGAGCACCCGAAAUAGACGCCUUCGGCCCGAGGUGAGAUAGCGAUGUGCAACGCCGUGUUGCCAAAGGGUUUUACUAAGUGACUAACAAAACCUGAACAUCAGGAAGAGCAGGAAACAUUGUCCAUAGUGAGUUAUUGGAUGGCUGAAAUUUGGCUUGACUAUUGAGUUGCUGAAAUGUUUUGCUGCUUGAGAACCGUGAGAAGGUUAUGUCUGGACAAGAUAUUGCUACAGUGUGUUCUUCAGGCAAGAACUUUGUCAGGAGCUGAUGCCAUCAAUGCUCUCAGACCUUUCUAUUUUGCUGUACAUCCAGAUUUCUUUGGUCAGCAUCCCAAAGAGAGGGAAGUAAAUGAAAACUCUCUGAAGAGGUUAAAUGGCUACUUGGAGAACCUACAGAAACCAGGAUUUCGUUCCUUGAAGCCAACUCAACUUACUUUUUAUGUAAGAGAAACAGAACCAAACUCUUCUAAUGUUCAAGAAUCCUUCAGUGCUUCAGGGUUUCGAGCAGUCAGUUUUACGUUGCGUACUAGGGAUCUCCUGAGCACAGUAUUAGAUAUUCUCAACUCCUGCAGUUUAUCUACAGAGCAUAUUCAGAGUUUGAACGUGAACUCUCAGCCACACAAGGAAGCAAAAAGCACAGUGAACAGACCUAUCAAAUGGGAUAAGACUUAUUAUUCGUUUACUGGAUUCAAGGAUCCUGAGGAGGAACUAGAACAAGCCCACAGAGUGGAAACAACUUUAAUAUCCUGGCUAGAUGAUAAUGGAGCAAGUGCAGUAAAAAAGCUGAAAAAGAGUUUGCCGCUUAGAAAAGAACUAGAACGUUUAAAAUUUGAACUUCGUAAUGAACUCCAGCUCUCAGAUAUCAGGUGGCAGAGAAGCUGGGGUAUUGCUCACCGCUGUAGCCAACUGCACAGUCUAGCUCGCUUAGUCCAACAGCGACCUGAAGUAUUAAAGAAUGUUAAAGGGCGCACAGUGGUAUUUACAGACCGCUCGGGUAUGAGUGCAGCAGGUCACAUAAUGCUGGGGACCAUGGAUGUUCACCAUCACUGGACCAAAAUUUUUGAGAGACUGCCAAAUUAUUAUAAGCUUCAAAAAAGACUGCUGUUCUUGGAAGAUCGGAUAAGUGAACUUCUGGGAGGCAUACAAGUAAUAUAUAUUGAAGAACUGCAACCUUUGUGGACUCUAGAAGAGUACUACGAGACUCUGAACUCUUUCUAUAACAAAUUACGUGACAGUAGACUGCCUUUUCAUCCUCGCAGUCUGCGAGGUUUGCAAAUGAUUCUGGAAAGUGACAGAUAUGCACCAAGCUUACAUGAAUUUGGACACUUUAUGAUCCCAACGGUCUGCGAUCCAGCAGCUCUUCAAUGGUUUAUUUUUGCCAAAGCACAGGAAGCAAGAGAGAAUCUGAAAAGAAAGGAGGAGAUGAUGAUUACAGAAAAAGAGCUAAUUGAUACUUCCACUGAAAAAUUCUCUUUGGAUCGGCUGUAUAAGGAGCCAAGUGUUUCCAGUGCACAGAUGAUAGAUUGUUGUAAGCGGCUGCUGGAAGAAUCGCUGCCAUACCUACAAGGCAUGCACCUUUGCAUUUCACACUUCUACUCUGUGCUCCAGGAUGGAGACCUGUGUAUACCUUGGAACUGGAAAAACUGAGGGACAUAUCUAAUAAUCAGAUAAAUUGUUUAUUUUCUGUAAGAGGUUAUAAAUAUGAAUGUUUUUAAGAGUAAAUUAUUUAAAUCUGUAUUUUGAUAUCAGUAUUCAACAUACAAAUUUUCUUCCAGCUGCUGCUCAAGAAGGAGUGGAGUCCUAGACAAUUUGCACAAUGCACAGUAUUGGUAGUUCUGAAAAAGACAUUUGUACAUCAUCCAUACUACUGUAGAAGUCCAAUGUAUGUUAGCAGUUGUGAAACUGCAUUUUUGUAGUGAAUUCUGAAAAUACAUUAAAUUGUGAGUCUGCAAAAAUGUGCAUGUGUAUUUUUGAUAUACAUGAAUAUUGCCAGAUAGAUCACCUUAAAGAGUGUACUAUUCAAAGCAGACAUUAUAUGUUAUCUUAAGGGAUUCAUUGAAUGCAGAAGUUCAGUACAUAAUUCAUCUACUGGCAACGUUGGUAUUUCAUACUGCUGCUUAUUACUGAAUUAGGAAAAAACAAAAAAGCAAGGGAAAACCAACAGAAUAUUUCUACUUUGCCGAAGAAAACAGUACGUUAACUUGGUCUCUACAGCAGAGUUUCGUAUGCUGGUCCAACAGUAUUGCCUUAGAAUUCCAAAAUACACCAGUUGUACUGUCUGCAGUUACUUUAAAGCAGAUGUCAUUCUCUUUUUGUUUUCCAGCAUUUGCUCCAAAAUACAGACAAUCCUCUUUACUUACACUAUAACAGAUUGCAAAUCCCAUUCACAACACUUAAAACCUGAGUAGUUUAAUGUGACAUCUAAGGAAAGGAAGCAUUGAUUUGUGUGGGAUUGUCUGCAAGAGUAAGUAUUUCUCAAUAAGAACAAGGAGUUUGCAGUACGGCAAAUGGAUCUUUACUGGUACUUUAUUCUUCGAAAAAAAACAUGAAAUAAAGUCUGAAUGUAUGUCAACACUUUUGCAUUGUAAUAUGUGCCAAGAUGCAUUUUGGUAUUUGGAUUACUACUUUACAAAAUAUCUUUUGAGAAACACCAACUGCUUAACAUUUCUGCACUUGAAUUCAU
Messenger RNA from Neopelma chrysocephalum (saffron-crested tyrant-manakin), 2858 nucleotides. RefSeq names its product T cell activation inhibitor, mitochondrial (gene TCAIM). The record is from RefSeq and is a predicted model, not a curated record. Gene Ontology annotation, cellular component: mitochondrion. Lineage: Eukaryota; Metazoa; Chordata; Aves; Passeriformes; Pipridae. Bases 353 to 1822 code for a protein of 489 amino acids. The transcript is spliced from 13 exons.